Messenger RNA from Parnassius mnemosyne (clouded apollo), 4188 nucleotides. The record is from the annotation of a GenBank genome assembly. Lineage: Eukaryota; Metazoa; Arthropoda; Insecta; Lepidoptera; Papilionidae.
AUGAAUUUCGAUUUUUCUAUACCUUUGCAAAAAGAUGAGCUGUUAGAAUCUCACGCUGGACAAUAUCAUGUCGAGGACGUUGUACAACCAAGGCUGUUGUUGUCUAAACUUCAAGAUGCCGCCCGCGCCUAUAACUCUGAGGGAGUAGAAUAUAUUUUGGAACACUUUGAUUCCUAUUUCUCUAUACUAUUUCAUGGCACUAAACUUGAAUGGAAUGAAAUAAAUAAAGGAUUUGAACAUAUUUUGAGGUCUGUUAAAAGUCUUUGUAAUCAACUUGAAACCAUCUUCCAAGAGCAAGAUAUUGAUCCAGAUAUACGUAUUAAAUACCUCAAUGUAGUUAAAAUGGUUAUGUAUUUAUUUACACAAAUAAUGAAAACCAAAGAUGCCAAAUUAGCAGCAGAUAAUUCUACAAAACUGACAUUAGGUAAAAAAGGAAAGAAAAAUGCUGAUGAGGAAUUUUGUGGGUGGACUGAGGCAGAUAAGCAAGGGGCUUUGGUUGCAUUGCAUAUGUUGCUACAGCAGCCAUUGUCUCGCCUAUGGGAUCCACCACUUGCAGAAGAUAAUUUUGUUAAUAUGGUAGCUGAACCUUGUUAUAAAGCAUUGGAGGAGCAAAUUAUUAAAACAAAGUCUGUGCGGGAAACAGUGUUCCAAAUUCUAGGUGUGUUAGUAAAGAAAUAUAACCAUGGUACGUCAUGCCUCAUUAAAUUAGUUCAGGUUUUGCAAAUGGCAGAACAUGCUGUGUCACCAAUCUGUGGAGGUGUAGUGCAGCUAACUAAAGAAUUUGGACUUGGCACUUUUGGACCACAAAUGGUUCGAGAAAUAGCUGAAGCAUUGGCUUCAACAGAAGAGGAUGCCGCUGGUGCUGGCACUGAACAAGCUGCUGCUAGGAACUGUGGGGCAUUUUUAUUAGAAUUAACCAAGGAGUUGCCCAAGGAAAUGACUAGCGCUAUUGCAACUCUGCAACCGUACUUGGAAAGCGAUGAGAGUUACACGUUGCGAAUAAGCGUAUUGGGCAUGAUAUGCGAAGUGCUGAGUGUGGAGCUACGUGGAGAGGGACUGUCGGACGAGCAACGUGCGCAACGUGAUGAUUUUCUUGAUGACCUCUAUGAACAUAUGCACGACUUAUCAGCAUACGUGCGUCAUAAGGUACUUCAAUUCUGGUCGCGAUUACAAAGGGAGAAUAGCGUGCCAGUCAGUAGACAACAUUCAGUAUUGGAAAGAGCAAUUGGCCGCUUAAAAGAUAAAGCGGCGUUAGUAAGAAAGGCAGCCAUACAGCUAGUUAAGGUAUUCUUAGAAUGCAAUCCAUUUUCGGCGCAAUUAAAAUUAGAUAUUUUAGAGGAGCAAUUAGCAUCUGAACAAAAGAUACUAGAUGAUCUCCAAAAGAAACUCAAUCCGGGACCCGAUCCAGAGCUUAUUAAAAAAUGGGAGAAAAUUGAGAAAGAUGUAGUAAAUACAAUUAAGGAGAAGAUGGACACGCUUACACAAGACGAACCCGAUUUAUCGCAAGCAACGUUAGACAAUUUAUAUGACGCAAUUCGUAGGAGCUUAAAGGAGAAAGAUUAUUAUAAGGCUUAUUUGAUUGUAAAGCACACAGAAAGACAAUACCCAGAUGCAAAGUUGUUGAGAUGUGACAUGCCUAAAAGUGAACAGAUUGACUACUUUGUUGCUUUAAUGAGAAACAUUUUUAUAAUACCUGACAGGAGACAAUCUAUGUCAAUGACACAGCAGUGUGAGAACGAGCUAGCACUAUAUAAAAGAGUAGAAGAGAAAGAAAGCAUAGUAGCUUUUCUUCAAGAAUCUGUACAUUUUAGCAGAAUGAUAUCUGAGGCUGUGCCUCUAGUGAACUCUUUACUGAUGUCGAAACAGGCGGGCGAUGUGAGCGAAGCGAUCGAUUUCUUUACGACAGCUCAUCAUUUCAAUAUAGAAUCGGCAAAAGUGGGCGUAGCCAAUAUGCUACUUCUUGUUUGGUCACCAGAUCAAGAUAAACGUGAAGCAGUAGAACGGGCUUACAGAGAAAUGUAUUUGGAUUGUGACAACAAAGCGGAACGUGCCCGAUCCUUCACGAUCGCUAAAAACCUGGUGAACCUGAUGACCCAUGUGGACCGCGGCAGUGCGCUAGCACUCGAGCAUCUGGUUGAGAAAUGGAUUAACAAGGGCGAUAUAACACCGUCUAUUAUACAGGUGUUCUGGGAAAUGUUCUUAAAAAAGAUUGAUGGCACUACCGACAUGGACAGCUAUGCUGCUCUCUCCUUUCUUGUAAUGAUAGCAAAAGCCAAGCCUUCAGUAGCGCAAGCAAACCUCGAAGUCAUCCAGAAUCACGGACUCACAGGGGAUUACAAUUCCAGAAACCUAAGUGCACAGUUGCUACUUUCCCUAUCGAAGAAAAAUCAAAGAUACCCGGCUGAUCACGCUAUAUUCACCUCUGUUUAUGACAGCCUAAUGGAAACAUUCAAUAAAAACAAGAACUUCACGUCCUUUGCAGCAAAUGCUGUCGACCUUAUUUAUGCAAUUUGCGACACGCCCGACGUGCUCUGCACGAAAAUGUUGGCAGACAUGUAUAAGAGAAUAGAGGAAGUGAUGGUAAAGGAAAAAGAUAAUGAGGAAGAAGCCAGCAUACCAACUGAACUGCUCACGCGAUUUGUGUUUGUUCUGGGACAAAUAGCUCUUCAACAGCUUAUUCAUCUCGAUAUUAGCGUGUAUAGUGAGCUAAGAAGACGCAAUCAGGUACGAGAAGAAAGGAAAGCUGAAGAGAAACGUAAGAAAAAAGCGGGAGCGUUUGCAACGCCUGCCCGACGUGGGCGUGCAGAUGAACUUCGACGUCGGACGCUCAUGAACAUGAGCAACGCCAGUGCUUCCUCUCGCGGACAACGCUCAGCCAGUGUCGCUUCCAAUAAGGGUACUUCGACAAAUACGACAAUGACCGAGGAAGAGGUGGGUCUGGAAGGCGCGGUGGCGGAUGAUGCGGACGCGGAGUACGUGCGCGCGGUGUGCGAGCGCGACGUGGUGGGCGCCGGCACCGCGCUCGCGCGCUACACGCCGCUGCUGCGCUGGCUGCUGGCCAACCCGGCAGGCACCUCUGUGCGCCUGCAGGCUGCCACGGCGCUCUGCUUCACCAGGUUCAUGCUCGUAUCAAGUACUGUAUGCGAAGAAGGUCUCCAGCUAAUGGUCACAGUGUUAAAAAGAUCUAAAAAUGUAUCCCUGAGAACAAAUCUGACAAUCGCCUUUGCGGAUCUCACAUUACGCUUCCCUAAUCUAACGCAGCCUUGGACGCAUCACAUCUAUCACAUUUUAAGUGACGAGGAGCUAGAGGUUCGUCAGUGCGCUGUUAAAAUGCUGUCAUUUCUCGUACUCCAUGAGAUGGUUCGCGUUAAAGGGCAAAUAGCAGACAUGGCUUUAUGCUGUGCUGACAAAGAUGCCCGCGUGGCCGCCAUGACACGCUUGUUCUUCAAGCAACUGUCACAGAAGGGUAAUGCAUUAUACAAUGUGAUGCCUGAUAUUAUAUCACGUCUGAGCGACCCCGAGCUCAAUGUUCCUGAAGAGCAGUAUAGAGUUAUUAUGAAAUACAUAACUUCUCUAAUACAAAAAGAUCGACAGAUGGAAGCACUAAUAGAGAAGUUAUGCCAGCGAUUUAAACUCUCGACAGAGGAAAGGCAAUGGCGAGACCUGGCAUUUUGUUUGUCGUUAUUUACAUACAAUGAACGAUCACUAAAGAAAUUGAUAGAGAAUUUGGAUUGCUUUAAGGACAAGUUACACUGUUCCGGCGUAAUGGAGUCAUUUACUGUUCUCAUGAAUAAUACUUCGAAAAUGGCUAGAAACGAAAUAAAGUCGUUAGUAACAGAACUAGGAGACAAGAUAGAAGAAUGUUUUGCGGUGCGUGAAGGGGAGGAAGGGGAGAAAGUGGACGGCAGCGAGGGCGCGGGCGGCCGGGCGGCGCGCGCCACGCCGCGCAAGGCCGCGCCCCGCCGCGCCCGGAGGCGCUCGUCGUCCAGCCCUGAUGAGAACGAACCACCAAAUAAACCAUCUGACACACCGCAAUCAGUGAGGAAAUCGAGAAGAAAAAUUGUACCAAGAAACAAAACUGUCGCAAAUGAUUCAGAAGACUCAGAUGACGAUGAAUUUCAGAAAAAACCCGACGACAAUGUUUUCAAAAAACCUGCAUCAAGAAAAGGAACUCGUAGGAGAAAUUAA